Molecule: messenger RNA, 474 nt
Organism: Anisakis simplex (herring worm)
Lineage: Eukaryota; Metazoa; Nematoda; Chromadorea; Rhabditida; Anisakidae
Source: the annotation of a GenBank genome assembly
AUGGAUCAUGCGUUACUGGUAUGUCGAAUCCAUUAUUCGGAUGAUCAAAUCGGUGAAUUAGCAGACGUUUCGAUCGAAGAUUACAUGCUGAGUGUUUGGUCGGGUGAUGAACGUUUACUAGCAAUCAUACAACAACAAAAUAAGAAUAAUUUGGUUGAAUUGGUCGGGCUGGAUGAUACUCGUAAUGCAGUUAUUAACAUUCAAUUAAAAAGUCCACCACACUGUGUCGAUCCUGACUCGAAUUCGAUUGCGAGUCGCGAAAUGUUGGUACAUUUGCAAUUCGAUAACGGUAAAACAACAACAAAAAAUAUCAUACAUUCAGGUGAAACAAACAGUACACGAACGACAAGUAUGGAUUCAAGUGGCUGGCAUUUAGAGAUUAUAAUUGGAGUAUUGAUAUUAAUUGGAGCAGUAAUUGUUGCGUUACAUGCAUUCGGUUAUCGUGCGCGAAGACCGUUGAGUCAAGGAUAUGAG